AUGCACCUUGCUCACUGUCAUCUGGUGACUGACUAUGACAAGAGCCUCUACAUGAGCACUUGGCUCAAGGAUGGUUCCCCCAAGUCCUGGUUCUGGGCUAUCGAGAAAACCAAGCCCGAACUUCUCAAUGACCAUGCUGCACUUGUCGAGGACUUCCGCAAGCACUUCGGCGACUCUGACUUUGUCAAUAGCCAAAUGGAGAAGAUCAAGAAACUCAUCCAACAUGCCUCUGCUGCGAAGUACGCAUCUGCUUUCCACAAAAUCCUCGUCCAUCUCCCUAUCCAUGAUGACCUCAUCAAGAUCAAUAUGUUCAAGAAGGGUUUCAAGGAUGAUGUCAAGGCACUUUUCCUCAUGAUACAAUCACCCACCACCUUUGACGACUAUGUCGUGCAAGCAAUCACCUUCGACAAUUGCAUCUACGUGCAUGCACAAGAGCUCAACGUCGAUCGAAAGAACAUAAUGUCGAUUCUCCCUGUUCCCGCUGCUCCUCACCAGCUGCACCUUUCUACCACAUUGUACACUCCAGCCUCGACCAACCCUGUCCCUAUGAAGGUCGACGCCAUUCACUAUCGUGGCCCACUCUCCACUGAAGAGAAGCAGUGCCGUCGCAGCUUGGGGUUAUGCGGGUACUGCAGCGGUAAGCAUGAGAUUACUGCUUGCACAGCCCUUUCAAAGUGCAAUGCUGUGUCUUCUUCAUCUGGCUCCUCUUCCCAGCAGGGAAAAGGGAAGCCAGGGGCUCAUUAA
Molecule: messenger RNA, 744 nt
Organism: Laetiporus sulphureus 93-53
Lineage: Eukaryota; Fungi; Basidiomycota; Agaricomycetes; Polyporales; Laetiporaceae
Exons: 1
Coding region: 1-744 (247 amino acids)
Source: RefSeq, a predicted model, not a curated record